AUGGGCGUAUCAACGGAUCGUAUCCGUGGCUCGCCAGGACUAAAUCUUGACCAUCUCGAAUGUUGUAUUUGUCACGAAAUACUCUGGAAACCGGUUGCUUGCCAAUCAUGUGAAACACCAUUCUGUUCGGCAUGCAUUCGCCAAUGGCUGAAUGAAUAUCCGGCACAGUGUCCCAAUCGAUGUCAAGCAUACAAUGAACGAAAGUGUCCACCAUUUGUUGCUAAAGUACUUUCUCAAUUAAAAGUUGCUUGUGUCUACGAUUCCAAUGGUUGCGAAGAGAUCAUUUCCUAUGAAGCAUUGGACAAACAUGAGGUCGAAUGUGGAUUUCAACUUCAUCGAUGCUCUGGAUGUCAAUCAGAAAUAUUAAAAAAAGAUUUGAAUAAUCAUGAAAUUAACUGUGAAGCCAUUGAAAUAGUUUGUCCUGAUUGUAGAAUUGUAUACAAACGAGGUGAUGCUACUAAAAUACAUACAGAAACUGUUUGUUUAAAAGAACAACUUCGACAACUUCGAAACGAAUCGAAAGAGAAUAAACGCGAGAUACAUGAACUCAAUCUUCAAUUGCAUGAAAUGCAUCUAUUGAGUAAGUUUGACAUGCUGGAUUUGCGUGAGAAUAAACUUAAUCCAAUAGGUCCAUGGAUAAAGGAAAUGAAAAUUACAUUUGACGAUUUACCAUUAACUACCGAUGAAACAAAACGGAUGCCGAUUGUAUAUCGUGGACUGAAAUGGAAUAACAUGAAAUAUGGAUACGAACUAUAUUUGAGCAAGAAACAUCCAAAAAGUGGCUACAUCAAUUGUUUCACACCUGGUUCUAGUCCAAACAUAGCAUUUUUCAAGGACGAUGUAUCAUUCGGAGUUGUUACUCGAAAUGAUAGCAUUACUUUUUACUCUCUUACUGCAUGUGCUGCUUGGAAUGACGAUUUGCAAUUAACGAUUACGGGCUAUCGAGGUUCAGUGGAAAUCAACAGACACACAGUAACACUGCUCUUUGGUAAACCACAAUUUAUUCUUCUUAAUUGGAAAGACGUAGAAAAAAUUAUCUUGAAAUCAGCUGGUGGUACGGCUCAUCCUGAUAGCGGUGGAUUGUCGGCGACUCAUGUUAUACUAACUCAGCUAACCAUAGGCCCAGCGGAUUGA
Molecule: messenger RNA, 1134 nt
Organism: Rotaria socialis
Lineage: Eukaryota; Metazoa; Rotifera; Eurotatoria; Philodinida; Philodinidae
Source: the annotation of a GenBank genome assembly